Messenger RNA from Zingiber officinale, 1948 nucleotides. RefSeq names its product aspartyl protease APCB1-like. Gene Ontology annotation, molecular function: aspartic-type endopeptidase activity. The transcript has 9 exons. Lineage: Eukaryota; Viridiplantae; Streptophyta; Magnoliopsida; Zingiberales; Zingiberaceae. Bases 114 to 1760 code for a protein of 548 amino acids. Gene Ontology annotation, biological process: proteolysis. The record is from RefSeq and is a predicted model, not a curated record.
GCGUCGCUUUCUUCCUCGCUUCUAACAAAGUCAACAACUACGACGCGAACCAGUCUGCUUCCUCUUCCUCUUCCUCUUCUCGCAGAGGGGAGGGCGAAGAAGGUAUUGUCCGCAUGGAAGGGGAGAGACCGUCGCCGCCUCCUCCACCGCAGCUCCACGGAGUCAUCAUCAUCUCUCUCCCUCCUCCCGAUGAUCCCUCCAAGGGCAAGACCAUCACCGCCUUCACCUUCUCCGACGAUUCCCCUCCACCGCCUCCUCUGCCGGUGCCCUCCGUGGAGGUACGACACUCCCGCUCUCGACAUGGGCGCCGAUACUUCCUCUCCCGUAGAAGGGUCGCCGUCUUCGCCCUGGGCGCCGCGUUCCUCCUCUUCUCCCUCUGGAUCUGCCUCUUCUCCGAAUCGCCUCUGCAGAUGGUCAAUGGGACCCAGGAGGAGAACGAUACGGAGGAGAAGCGAUCUUUCUUGUUCCAGCUCUACCCCAAGUCGGGCCGUCGAUCCCUACGGGAGCUCGGGGAUGUGAAGCUGGGAUCAUUUGGGGCUCGCCACUUUGUAGGAUCGUGGAAGAUGAGAUCGAGUAGGAGAACGGAGACGACUGAUUCCUCUGCGAUUUUUCCCAUCGGAGGCAAUCUUUUCCCGGACGGACAAUACUAUACAACUAUUUUUGUUGGGAGUUCACCUAGACCUUACUUCCUUGAUGUGGAUACUGGGAGUGACUUAACAUGGAUCCAGUGUGAUGCUCCAUGUACUAGCUGUGCGAAGGGACCCCAUCCCCUAUACAAGCCCAAUAGAGGAAACAUUGUUCUUCCCAGCAAUUCUUUUUGUAUGGAAGUACAACGUAAUCAGAAUUAUCAUUACUGUGACUCCUGUGAACAAUGUGAUUAUGAGAUAGAAUAUGCAGAUCAUAGUUCCUCCAUGGGUGUCCUUGCAAGAGAUGAUAUGCACAUUAUUGAUGCAAAUGGUGAAAAGGCAAAAUUCAGUUUCACUUUUGGGUGUGCUUAUGAUCAACAAGGCCAACUUUUAGCCUCUCCUGCAAAAACAGAUGGGAUUCUUGGACUUAGCAGUUCGAAAGUAAGUUUACCUUCUCAAUUGGAAAGUCAAGGUAUCAUUAGCAAUGUCAUAGGUCAUUGCAUAAAACGAGAAGCCAAAGGUGGGGGAUACAUGUUCUUAGGAGACGACUAUGUUCCUCAAUGGGGUGUGACUUGGGUUCCCAGACAAAGUGGCCUCACAAAUUUCUAUAUUUCUAAAGCUUCAAAAAUUAAUUAUGGAGGCAAGCAAAUUUCGGGGCAGAAAGGAAAUGCAGUCCCAGUAAUUUUUGAUACUGGAAGCUCGUACACUUACUUUCCUGAUGAAGCAUAUGGGAAGCUAACCGCUUAUCUCCAGUCCAUGUCCAAUAACUUCAUCCAAGAUGUCUCUGAUCUUACAAUGCCAAUCUGUUUGCGUGCCGACUUUCCUAUCAGGUCUUUUAAAGAUGUGAAGCAAUUCUUUGAACCAUUAACCCUGCAAUUCGAAAAGAAAUGGUGGACCAUGUCAAAAUCAUUCACUAUUCAACCUGAAGGAUACCUAGUAAUCAGCGAUAAAGGCAAUGUGUGCUUGGGCGUCCUUAAUGGAACUGAAGUACAUGAUGGAUCAACUGUAAUAUUGGGAGACAUUUCCUUGCGGGGGAAGCUCGUUGUUUACGACAAUACACAGCAGAAAAUAGGUUGGGUCCAGUCAGAGUGCGCUAAACCACAGAAAUCUACUGGUUUCGCUUUCUUUGUCUAAGCUAGAAAUUUGGACACUGGACGGCAACUACAUGUUAAUAGGAGUGAUGGAUGGAGCAUGUUGAGUUUACUAAAUAUAUGAUGAUGUAAAUAUAUGUUCGAGGAAUUCCCAUGUAGGGCUUUACUUUGCCCCUCUUUGCAGACAAAAAUAUUGAUAACUAUUAAUAUUAUAAAGACAUUUAAAGUAAA